Lactuca virosa is the source of this 303-nucleotide messenger RNA. NCBI's taxonomy places the organism in Eukaryota, Viridiplantae, Streptophyta, Magnoliopsida, Asterales, Asteraceae. The record is from the annotation of a GenBank genome assembly.
AUGGGUGAUGCAGCGGUUGCUGCAGCAGCAUCAAUUGGGUACAUUGGUGUUGGUCGACAUCCAGUGACCGAAAUGAUAUCUUCAGUCGACUUAAUAGAGGAGCAAAUAUGUGUUGCUGUGGGUGAAAAACUCUUUAUGACACAGGUUGAUGUAUUAGAGAAUAUUAGACCUGAAGUUGUAGAAGAUACACGUGAAGUGGAAAACAACUUCCUUGGUGCCCGAGUUCUUAUUGAUUUACAUGAAUUGAAGUUUGGAGUUGUGACAUUGCAUUCAUGUAAGAAGUUUGAUUAUUUUUUAGUUUAG